CUUUUGACUGGCAUGGACGCAAUGACCGACAACACGGCAUACGAUCAAGUGUGCGAGGAAGCGAGUGCCGCAGCUGAGAUGCGGCUGCUGGAGCACUUCAAGCAACAUGGCGGAGAGGUCUGGAGUAUCGGUGCAGGCUGCCAGAACUGCCGUCAGAAACUGGAGGACGUAAGCGGCCUCAAGCGCUGCUCCAACUGUGAUGUAGCUCUAUUUUGCGACCGCGAGUGCCUGCUCAAGGCCUGGCCACAGCACAAGGCCGAAUGCUGCGUUAUUGCGACCUUCCAGCGUCUAUACAAGACCAGCACCCCCAACUCCAAACUUGCGUCGCUGCUCGAGACACUGACAUUUUCUCCAAGUCCCAAGAAGGCGGACGAGCCCAAGACGGCGGGUGUUGCGAGCUCGAUUGGCAUGAACAGCCAGGAAUUACCUGGUUGGUUCUUCACUGUGGACGUCGAAGCAGCACCGAAGGAGCGACAGAAGGCCAUGUACCAGGCGGCACUGGAGCUGUACGGACUGCUCAAGGACGAAGAGUGCUGGACUCGCGAUAAGGAAAGCUUCCCGCGUUCAAGUUAUACACUUGUGGAGACUCUGCCGCAUACGCUUUCAACUGAGAAACAAUUGCAAAAGGAGUUCAUCGAGAUGAACGGCCAUCUGUUGUUGUUCUCGGCGUGGCUACAGCACCCGGAGCCGCCUGCCACACAAGCCAUGCCCUUAGAAGACCGCACCUUCUUCGGUGUGGUAGAUUCGCUACUUCAGAUCAGUGCCAUUCGCGAUGGCGUGGAUGCCUUUAUGGAUGCGAGAUCCUAGUAACAAGACAAGAAGUUGCGAUUGCAUGCAGUUUCUUGUCCAUUCAAGAAUCAUUUGAAUCUGUUCCUAAGCUGCCACUGCAACCAAGAAAAAAAAAGCAAAGGUAUAGUAUUCAUUCCCUCACGUCGACACCUUGGCGACGCGGUACAGUG
Messenger RNA from Phytophthora nicotianae INRA-310, 959 nucleotides. RefSeq lists its product as hypothetical. Lineage: Eukaryota; Oomycota; Peronosporomycetes; Peronosporales; Peronosporaceae. The record is from RefSeq and is a predicted model, not a curated record. The transcript has 7 exons. Bases 13 to 807 code for a protein of 264 amino acids.